This is a messenger RNA of Leopardus geoffroyi (Geoffroy's cat), 2944 nucleotides long. It is a transcript of the gene ZRANB2, whose product is annotated as zinc finger RANBP2-type containing 2. Gene Ontology annotation, molecular function: lipopolysaccharide binding; RNA binding. The transcript has 11 exons. Gene Ontology annotation, biological process: RNA processing. The record is from RefSeq and is a predicted model, not a curated record. Lineage: Eukaryota; Metazoa; Chordata; Mammalia; Carnivora; Felidae. The coding region runs from base 88 to 1050 and encodes 320 amino acids.
GGAGACAGCCCCGGAGUGCCGAAAGUCCCCUGCCCGCUUCCUCCUGCGAAGACGUAGCUGCGGGUGGCUGUGGUGGCGGCGUCCAAGAUGUCGACUAAGAAUUUCCGAGUCAGUGACGGUGACUGGAUUUGCCCUGACAAAAAAUGUGGAAAUGUAAACUUUGCUAGAAGAACCAGCUGUAAUAGAUGUGGUCGGGAGAAAACAACUGAGGCUAAGAUGAUGAAAGCUGGGGGUACUGAAAUAGGAAAGACACUUGCAGAAAAGAGCCGGGGCCUUUUUAGUGCUAAUGACUGGCAGUGCAAAACGUGCAGUAACGUGAAUUGGGCCAGAAGAUCAGAGUGUAACAUGUGUAAUACUCCAAAGUAUGCUAAGUUAGAAGAAAGAACAGGUUAUGGUGGUGGUUUUAAUGAAAGAGAAAAUGUUGAAUAUAUAGAAAGAGAAGAAUCUGAUGGUGAAUAUGAUGAGUUUGGACGUAAAAAGAAAAAAUACAGGGGGAAGGCAGUUGGUCCUGCAUCUAUUUUAAAGGAAGUUGAAGAUAAAGAAUCUGAGGGAGAAGAAGAGGAUGAGGAUGAAGAUCUUUCUAAAUAUAAAUUAGAUGAGGAUGAGGAUGAAGAUGAUGCUGAUCUCUCAAAGUAUAAUCUUGAUGCCAGUGAAGAAGAAGAUAGUAAUAAAAAGAAAUCUAACAGACGAAGUCGCUCAAAGUCUCGAUCUUCACAUUCACGAUCUUCAUCACGCUCAUCCUCCCCCUCAAGUUCAAGGUCUAGGUCCAGGUCCCGUUCAAGAAGCUCUUCCAGUUCGCAGUCAAGAUCUCGUUCCAGUUCCAGAGAACGUUCGAGAUCUCGUGGGUCGAAAUCAAGAUCCAGCUCCAGGUCCCACAGGGGCUCUUCUUCCCCACGAAAAAGAUCUUAUUCAAGUUCAUCAUCUUCUCCUGAGAGGAACAGAAAGAGAAGUCGUUCUAGAUCUUCUUCACCUGGUGAUCGCAAAAAAAGACGAACAAGAUCACGGUCACCCGAAAGCCAGGUGAUUGGUGAAAACACUAAACAACCCUGAGCCCAGGGCCAACCCCUCGGAACACCACUACUUUACCCAGGCACCACAGGUCAUCUUCUGGAUCAUCCCAUUCUGGUUCCCGUUCAAGUUCAAAAAAGAAAUAAUGUAUUAAAAUUUACAUCUAAAAAAAAAAAAAAAAAACAGUACAGUGCAUGAAGCAUAUUUUUUAAGGAGUUGGUGUCUUACUUGGUCAGAAGUGCUAAAACUGCUAGUAGAGGUGCAUGCCUUUCAUUGCUUUUCACAACAAUACAGCUGUGUUUAUUUGUGAAAUUAAAAGUAAAUAGUAUUUUAAGCCAUAAUGUCCUAAAUUAGAUACUCUAUUUAUCAUUCAUUAUUUACAACUAUUUCAUUUAAAACCAUUUCAGCUGUGACAGAGUACUUUGUUUCCUAAUUUGAACUCCUGUUUUUUCAUUUCGGAAUAUGAACUAUUGACUGAAGACAGGAUAACCUAGGCUUGCCUGAACUUUGGGCAUGGAGGCAAGACUGUGGUAAAGUAGUUGGAAACAAUCUGUUUAUGUUAAUUGGGAAAAGGAGUCAAUCUGUUCCUAUGAAUCUAUGUCAAAGGGAUUCCUAUCACAAAAAGUAAAACUAGUUGAACACAGCCAACUGGAAACUUUCUCAUUUUGAAAUUCCCUAUGCUGAGGGUGCCUUAGAAUCUUUGUCUCUCUUUUAUCCAGUUUUACUUUUUUGUACCACCACAUUUAAUGAAAAAAAAUCUUGUGAAUUGCAGAAGGAAAGGGGUGUUAAUCAUUUUCCCUUUCCUGACAAUAAUUUUGAGCAAAAAUGUCAGGUUCCUCUCUUUACUGAUAUUGAUGAGAAAAACAUCCGUUUCAAAAUGUUUUUAUAUCUUAAUAUUUUAAGAAGCUUCAUGUGAUAUCUUUUAAAAACCCGGUUAUCACAUAUGGUAGUAUCGAUAAAGUUAAGUCGUAGUUAAUGAGGAACAAAUUGAAGUGUAUUUCUUUGGGUGAAAGAUCAGAGAGAUUGUGAAUUUAAAUGAACAUUUAUUUGCCUUGAGAUGUUCAAACACUGCAUAAAAUUUUCUUCUGAGUAACAAAUGAAUGCUUAUUUCUGCAUAACAUGCAGAAAUACUUAUUGUUCCUAUUCACUUGAAAUUACUUAUGGCUUAAAAUACAGAGUUCAUUUUAUUUCUCAAAAUCUGGUCACUUGAGCUACAUUUUGUCCUCUGGUUUAAAAACAAAAAGGUUUCUUCUCUUAACAGUAUCUUCAGUGACAAUGCAAGGUAAGUAUGUUAAGGGAAAUCGACAAACUGUGCUUGGGGACUUUUUGUCAUGGGGAUCAGUACCCACAUUUUGUUUUUGUUUUCCUUAAUUUUAAAUUAUUGUCUACUGCAAUUAAAAAUUUUAAAGUUUUAAGGUUAUCUAGUAGACAGACCAAACAAAAUUAUUUGUUUUUUACUUUAAAAUGAGUGAUUUUUCUCUUCAGCUGAUCUAAAGAUGAAAGCAAAAUAUCUUAUGUAGAAGUAUUUUGAUAAUAUUUUUACAAUGAACUUCCCCUUGUUUUUUUAUGUCUUAAUUUUCUUUGCUGCGUUUACUGUAGGUUGCACAAGAACUUUUACUCUCUUGUAUUGUGCCUCAGACUUCUUGAAAGUCCACCUUCUAAAUUUGCCCAGAUGAUCUUCUAGAGUCUACAUGUUACCAUUGGUUUAUUCUUGUGCUUUCUGUAUUUGAAACUUUGGCUGUACUAAGCAAAUGCAAGGUUAUAAAUUUAGCUGAUAGUUUACAGACAAUUCAGAUGAUUAUGAUUUCAUUUGGUUUAACUAAGCUGUACUAGUUCAUUUCAUGAAGAAAUGAUGCUGUAGACAAAUGUAAAUAAAGCUGUGAAUCAAGCAUCAAGUGGCAUUUGUGAGAAAUAAAUUAGAAUUUUUAAGCUCUGA